Oppia nitens is the source of this 618-nucleotide messenger RNA. RefSeq names its product transmembrane protein 79-like. Lineage: Eukaryota; Metazoa; Arthropoda; Arachnida; Sarcoptiformes; Oppiidae. The coding region runs from base 1 to 618 and encodes 205 amino acids. The transcript has a single exon. Gene Ontology annotation, biological process: regulated exocytosis. Gene Ontology annotation, cellular component: lysosomal membrane; trans-Golgi network membrane. The record is from RefSeq and is a predicted model, not a curated record.
AUGCCACCGAAGACCAGAACAGAUAAAAGCAGUCGAGGAGACACUCAGUUGUGGUCCAACCGAAAGGCAGUAUUGAUAUCGAUGUCAAUUGCCGUUACAUUUCUGGCCGCCACUUAUUACGCUUACAAUCAGUUCGGUCAGCGAUACGUAUCAGUGCCUCACUUGCACUCACUGACCGACCGAUUAGUUUGGACUCUUCGUUACCAAGUGUUGGGUCUGUCAGUAGUCAUACUAACAACUAUUAAUGUAUGGGUAAGCCGUCUAUUGAGUCACGCUAUUAAUCCAUUGGCCGGAUAUGAAUCGGUUGUCGAGAGAUCCAAUAAGAUCUUAACCAACACAUUGGAACAGUUUGUCAUGAAUGCCAUCAAUCAACUAAUUCUGUCGACCUAUUUAUCAGAAAGCAAUUUACGAUUUAUUCCACUAUUGAAUGUAUACUUCUUGAUCGGUAGAAUUGGAUUCUGGAUUGGAUACCAAAUUGCACCCAAAUAUCGCAUCUUUGGAUUUAUCGUAACUUUUGUUCCGACUCUUUUGGUCUUUUCGUUGAACGCGUACUUCCUUUCGACCACAAACAGCAACUUUCUCUUCGAUGGCGGCAAACCUUUCGGACGAACCAUUUGA